This is a messenger RNA of Suillus paluster, 665 nucleotides long. RefSeq lists its product as uncharacterized. The record is from RefSeq and is a predicted model, not a curated record. NCBI's taxonomy places the organism in Eukaryota, Fungi, Basidiomycota, Agaricomycetes, Boletales, Suillaceae. Bases 139 to 516 code for a protein of 125 amino acids. The transcript is spliced from 4 exons.
CACGUGGCAACCAUGAUGCAUAUGCGUUUUGUCUUCCAGCUUCCAGGUCUCCAUCGAAGCUGACAACCAACGACAUAGGCAACCUUCUCAUACAUAAGCUUUGUCAAGCGGACCUGAGCUCAAGAAGCGGAGCAAUUCAUGUUAUUCUACCUUUCCCUUUUCGCAGCCCUGGCAUUAUUGGUGAUGGUGGGCUACCGCUACCGUACGACUCUCCCCACCAGAGUUAGGGCUUUCUUCCCGGGCCUUAACCAUUACACGCCGCUUGCCUCCUUUUCUGACCAGGCACACGCAGGGUUGAGCUCUCCGAUGUUUGACAUCGAGUCAGCCAACAUCGCUGAGGGAGAUUCGAGAGCGGGAAUGGAUGAGCAGGGAACGCAGGAGGUGCUGGACAUCAUGCGGACACAACGGGUCAAUUUCGACCAAGCAAGAUUGAUUCGCCACAACCAAAUCCUUGCUCGCAAUGGGAUCGAUCCCUCAGGCAUGCCACUUGAUUCAAAGGCUGUUACAAGGCUGUGAUCAUUCCAGCCUCUCACUUUCACUUCCAAUAUUGUUCAUACUAUGACUGACACAUCGCUCCUUCGCCUUCUCACAUUUGCAGACCUUGGAUUUAUCUCAUACUCAUGUGUAUUUAUUUGCAUUGAACAUGAUGUUGUUCUAGUUGAUUU